Messenger RNA from Trypanosoma rangeli, 2475 nucleotides. RefSeq names its product DEAD-box helicase-like protein. The record is from RefSeq and is a predicted model, not a curated record. The transcript has a single exon. Bases 1 to 2475 code for a protein of 824 amino acids. Gene Ontology annotation, cellular component: nucleus. Gene Ontology annotation, molecular function: ATP binding; nucleic acid binding. NCBI's taxonomy places the organism in Eukaryota, Euglenozoa, Kinetoplastea, Trypanosomatida, Trypanosomatidae. Gene Ontology annotation, biological process: ribosome biogenesis.
AUGUCCCUAGACGCUCCGGAUACACAACACCUUGCUGUUCUUGGCCUAUCAACAAACAGUGAAAAGAACGCUCUUGAUAAACUGAUCACCGGCGCAACACGCUUUCCUUCCACAGGGUUUGAUGAUGAGGGUGACGGAAGUGACUUUCAUGGUAAUUCGGGGCCACGACCUUUGCCUGCGGCCCACGCAUGUCCAGCAAAGGAAAGAGGGAACGAAUCGAAAUGUUUAAAGCAGGCAAAGGUGUUGGCUGCGGAGGUGAAACAAACCAAGACAAAGUCGGGAAGGACCGUUAAGUCACAAACUCCUUGUGAUCACGCUCCACAUUCUGUUGUUUCUUCGUUAAGGCACAAAAAUGUGCUGCUCGCUUCGUCACCCUCGGUGACGUUUCAGGCAGAUAGGACGUGGAAGGAUGUUGAAUCGCUACCCCCCUUGGGUGAGCUUGUGCAUAGCAAGUUGCUACGGCCCCUAACUGAGUGCCUCCACAUAACGUCCCUAACCCGCAUUCAAAAACUGAGUUGGAUGCCCAUGAUUGACAGAACACGCGAUGUUCUUGUCCGGAGCGAAACUGGGAGUGGAAAGACACUGGCGUAUGCUCUUCCGCUUCUGCAUCAAUUGUUGUGUGCAUGCGAUAAGCGGCCCAUUCAGCGUCAGGUUGGGACGAUUAUUAUUGUGCUUUGCCCCACUCGAGAGCUGGUGGUGCAGGUCACCGAUGUGCUCAGCGUUCUCACUCGGUGUGCACUUUUUCUAACUGUGGGUGGUAUUCAUGGUGGUGAGAAUCGGCAUAAGGAAAAGGCGCGGCUGCGCAAAGGCAUUCCUGUUUUGAUAGCGACACCCGGUAGGCUCCUUGAUCACCUAAAGGCGACCGCAUCAUUCCGUGUUGAGGAGCUUCAGACAAUCAUCCUUGAUGAGGCUGAUCGAUUAUUGGAUAUGGGAUUUGAACAUACUAUAAAAGAGAUUAUGGGGAUGCUUUUGGAACGGACAGAGAACGUAACUAGCUCUUGUGUCGUGGGUUCGAACGAGGUGCAGGAAAAAUAUUCACUAAAACGCGUCUUGGUAUCGGCAACGAUAACGGCUGGAGUGGAGAGACUAUCCCAUUUUGCGCUUCGAAGCAACGUCCUUCGUGUAGGAGAGACUGAGGAUGCCUUUUUCAUUCCCUCCUCACUUCGCCAGCACUAUGCCUUGGUACCGAUCAAGCAUCGACUCUCAACACUUAUAAGUUUUUUGCGUUCUCAAUUUGACGCCGGCGCACAAAGAAUCCUCGUUUUUGUCUCCACUGCUGAUAGCGCAGAGUUUCAUUACUAUUUGUUGUCACGGUUACGAUCCCCGUUUUACGGCAAGAGAAAAACCUUCCAGGGUAACGCUGCAGCUGAACAGCGUACUCGUCACUACAGCAUGAAGCGGCGAAUGGAAGAGGCUAACAGACAUCUUCGAGACCAUCAUGAGGAUGUUGUCACGUUUGAGGAUGACUCAAGCAGUGAGGAGGAGAAUGAUGCGGGGCGGGCCCUCUCGGAGAGUAACACGCUUCUUGAUGUCAAUAUUUUCAAGUUACAUGGUAAUAUGCCACAGGUUGACCGGGCCUCUGUUUUUAGGGCCUUCAAGCACGUAGAUGCAACUGCCCAGCGUUCUCCAAAGGGUGUGCUACUCUGCACUGAUGUGGCUGCCAGAGGAUUGGAUAUGCCGCGGGUGGACUGGAUUGUACACUACGAUCCCCCAACGGAUCCAGCAUGUUAUGUUCACCGUAUUGGGCGCACCGCUCGCAUUGGCAACGUUGGAGACUCUCUGCUGUUUCUCAUGCCACAUGAGGCAGGAUACGUCCCAUAUUUGAGCAACUUUAUCACCAAGGAGGGCGGGGGUUCUCUUGCUGCAAAUGACGCGUCGCUGCCAGCAAUGGCAGAACGAAAAUAUGAGUCGUUUUUGUAUUAUUUGACAAAGCUCGACCCCAAGGCGAACCAUAUGUGGGUGCAAAGUACGGCGACCCUCGAGCGCGCCAUCAGUCGGGCUGUCAUGAAACGAGAUGGAACCGUAAGCGAUUUAUCAGCUGGGGAUGAGAGCCGGAGAGAAGAUCUCACGCGCCUAGCGCUGUUUGCGUACCAGUCCUACAUCCGGGCGUACACAGGGCGCUCCAGAGAACUUAAAGCCCGCUUUUUUAAUUCGGAUGUCCUCCACCUUGGCCAUGUUGCACAGAGCUUUGGCCUUGACAAGAAGCCCAGUGAGGUCCGGGCGCAACUUCAGAGCUUUAUCAGGGAAGACAGGAAGAUCGCGAGAGAGGCAUCUUCCCUCACCACACAGGAGGAGGGAAAGUGGAGCGAUAGCUUUCCAAGUCGGAGAAGACUGCAGGUGGAGGUACGUCAUGACGAUCGCUACCGAAGUAUGGUUGUGCAGAAGCAGCGCAAGGUGACGCGUGAUUGGUUUGAGCGGAAGAGAAACGAGAGGCCGGCACACAAAGCCCUUCAAUUCACGGAAUUUGACGCGUAA